This is a messenger RNA of Symsagittifera roscoffensis, 1739 nucleotides long. RefSeq lists its product as uncharacterized. The record is from RefSeq and is a predicted model, not a curated record. The transcript is spliced from 4 exons. NCBI's taxonomy places the organism in Eukaryota, Metazoa, Xenacoelomorpha, Acoela, Convolutidae. The coding region runs from base 139 to 693 and encodes 184 amino acids.
CGCCCUCAUGCGUACAAACAAACCAUCAAGUGAGUCCAGCGAACAACACAUCAUAGCUCUUAAUCUUCAUACCAAACUUGCAUCUGCUGCUGAAAUUGCAACUCAUUGAUUCGAACAAAAUUUUAACUUGGUAAAGUUAUGACAAAAUUUGGUUUUCACAUCCUACUAUUUGUUUUGAUUGUAUACAAUCGGGUUUCUUUAGGUCAAACUGACUCGAAAACAGAAAGUUCCGAUGGUCCAAAAAUACCGGAAGUGAAAAGUUCUAUAAAACCCAAACAUGUAGCCCUAGUCGUAGGUUGUCAUUCACACGCCAUGUUACAUAAUCACCUUGCGUAUACAUUACAUAACAAGGCGACUAGCGCGGAAAAAUACAGAGUGAGUUACGUAACAGGUGCUCAGUGUCGUGACAUUCCCGAGAGACUGGGAGGUGUGAAUAUUUUUGACACUGGCGAGUGGUUCUACCCGAGUAAGGACCCGAAUAUGUCGGGAGCCGAGUAUGUCAAAAAUUACACGCGAGGUGAAAUAGUGUACCCAACCCGAGCUGUCGAAGCCCUAAUCCGAGAAGACAGACCCGACUUGAUCAUCUCCGACAACAUCUGCCUCGCCACGGGAACAAUAGCCGAAGUCCACGACAUACCCUUUGUGAUCGCUUUUCGACCGAGCAUUCCGCCGAUUUCAAUGCACGCCGAGUGAUUCAAUUUGGGACUCGGAGUUACUUUCAAUCACGUGCCUGAGUCGACUAGACCCGAUUGGUAUUUCAAACUAUGUGCCGCCUAUUGGUACCGAAUUCUCAUUUCGCUGUUUUGGUUUUUCACGCGAGAUGCAGUUGGUGAUUUCGAAAAGCUAAGAUCGGAUUCAAAGUUGCCAGUAUUUGAUAACUAUUUCCACGUCACGAACAGCUACCCCGUGAUUGCUUACUUCGACGAAACAAUCUUGGCUCGUCGAGACAUUCACCCAAAGCUAACCACUGUCGGCUUACUGCCACAUGAACCAGAUAAUCUCUCCAGAAUUAAUCCAGAGCUUCUUGACUUCAUCGACAAAAGCGACAAACCAGUUCUCUACGUUUCAAUUGGAACCCGGAACACUUUUUCAGAUGAUGAGACGAAAAUCUUGAAGCGUGUUUUUGAAACGCAGGAUCAGUUUAGAGUUGUUUGGGCUCAUCGCACUUGGAAUUAUGACGUCAUGGAUAAAAUUGACCAAUCAAAGCUGUUUGUUCAGGGCAAAGUGGCGCAGAGGGAUAUUUUGGGGCAUCCGAAAGUUCGAGUGUUCAUGUCUCAUUGUGCCACUGGUGGGUUUUCGGAAGGCCUGUCACGUGACAAAGUGUUCAUCGCUGUUCCCCAGAGAGGUGACAAUUUCUACUUAGCCGAUGUAGUCAAAAAACAAAGCCUCGGAGUCGUCGUCACCUCGGAACCAUCCGACCUCGAAAUGCGAGCUGCUCUCAAAAGCAUUCACGAAAACUUAGAUUUCUAUCUACAAAAUGUGCAACAGUUGAAAGAAAAACUUUCCAAAAACUCUAUCAAAAGACUUGAAAAUAUAGUAGAUUGGUUAAUCGAUCAGAAACAAACCACCGUUUUUGACUUCGAAGAAAGCAAUGUGAUAUCUUUGCGUAAUAGUUUGAUCACCCUUAGUCUCACUGUUUUGGCUAUAGUAGUUGUUCCUGCUUUAACGUUUAUUUAUUUUCUUAAAAUUUGCUGUUGUAAAAUUAUUGCAAAAGAAAAAAUCAAUUAAAAAUUUAUAAC